AUGCACCGUACGUAUUCACUCCGCGCUACCCGUGCUCCUUCUGCUCAGGAUUUGCAGAACCCUCCCCCUCCCGUCUCCUCCACCAAGGCUGGUCGUUUCUUUGGCCGUGGCUCUUUGACCCACUCCAUUCGUCGCUCCACCGCCGGCUCUUUUGGCCCCGAGCUUGCUCGCCGUCUUGCCGUCCUUGUCAAGAUGGAGAAGAACGUUAUGCGCUCCAUGGAGCUCGUUGCCAACGAGCGCAAGGAGGUUGCUAAGCAACUCUCCUACUGGGGUGAGGAGUCCGAUGACGAUGAUGUCUCGGACGUCACUGAUAAGCUUGGUGUUCUUCUGUACGAGAUGGGCGAGCUCGAGGAUCAGUCCAUUGACAAGUACGACCAGUACCGUGUCACCCUCAAGUCUAUCCGUAACAUUGAGGCCUCCGUUCAGCCCUCUCGUGACCGCAAGCAGAAGAUCACCGAUCAGAUUGCUCACCUCAAGUAUAAGGAGCCCAAUUCCCCCAAGAUUGUUGUUUUGGAGCAGGAGCUUGUCCGUGCUGAGGCCGAGUCUCUCGUUGCUGAGGCUCAGCUCUCCAACAUCACCCGCGAGAAGUUCAAGGCUGCCUACAACUACUUGUUUGACUCUAUUCGUGAGCACUGCGAGAAGCAGGCUUUGAUUGCUGGUUACAGCAAGGCCCUUCUCGAGCUCCUCGACGACACCCCCGUUACUCCUGGUGAGAUCCGCCCCGCCUACGACGGCUACGAUGCCUCCAAGCAGAUCAUCAUGGACUGCGAGAGCGCCCUUCGUGACUGGACCAUUGACCAGGCCACCGUCAAGCCCACUUUGUCUAUCCGCCGCACUGAUGCCGGCUACGUUGACGAGAACGGUGAGGACUGGGAUGCUACCAAGGAACACGAUACUCAUGCCAAGGAGGACGAGCCCCAGCACGCUUAA
Wickerhamiella sorbophila is the source of this 930-nucleotide messenger RNA. Its product is annotated as Sphingolipid long chain base-responsive protein PIL1. The transcript has a single exon. Lineage: Eukaryota; Fungi; Ascomycota; Dipodascomycetes; Dipodascales; Trichomonascaceae. Gene Ontology annotation, molecular function: lipid binding. The coding region runs from base 1 to 930 and encodes 309 amino acids. Gene Ontology annotation, cellular component: plasma membrane; eisosome filament. The record is from RefSeq and is a predicted model, not a curated record. Gene Ontology annotation, biological process: endocytosis; negative regulation of protein kinase activity; eisosome assembly.